UUUCAUUUCAAUUCAAAUUUCCAUUUCUCUUUCUUCUUCUUCUAGCAAAACCAGUAGUACUCUUCUUGCUGGCAUCUCAAUUCUCAAUUACCGAGAUGUAGCGGCACUGGUUUCCUUCGAGAUUUUCGUUUCGGUUCGUCAUUUUGGAAGAUUGAAUCCGGAAAAUUCUGGAACAGAGGCGCUUCUGGUUGAUUGGUGAAGUUGUGGUCUAAUGGCAAAAGUUUGUUGGCCGUAUUUUGAUCCCGAGUAUGAGAACUUAAGCACGAGAAUCAAUCCUCCAAGGGUGUCUGUUGACAACUCCAGUUGUAGUGACUGUACUCUAAUCAAGCUUGACAGUGUUAACAAACCAGGAAUUCUGCUAGAAGUUGUACAAAUUUUAUCUGACCUUGAUCUCAUCAUCACUAAAGCGUAUAUUUCUUCUGAUGGCGGAUUUUUCAUGGAUGUGUUUCAUGUCACUGAUCAGCAAGGAAACAAAAUUACCGAUAGCAAGACCAUCGACUACAUAGAGAAGGCCUUAGGACCAAAGGGGAAGACCACAGAGGAACUGAAAACUUGGCAAGGAAAACAGGUUGGUGUGCACUCUAUUGGUGAUCAUACGGUGGUUGAACUCAUAGGCAGAGACCGUCCAGGUCUCUUGUCUGAGAUCUCAGCUGUCCUUGCAAACCUUCGGUUUAAUGUGUAUGUGGCUGAAGUGUGGACGCAUAAUAGGCGGAUAGCAUGUGUUCUUUAUGUCAAUGAUGAUGUCACAUGCCGGGCAGUGAAUGAUCCAACCAGAUUAUCUGCUAUGGAAGAGCAGCUAAAGAACAUUCUGCGAGGAUGCGAGGAUGAUGAAAAAGUGGGCUACACUAGUUUCUCUAUGGGAUUCACCCACAUUGAUAGACGGCUGCAUCAAAUGUUGUUUGCUGACAGAGAUUACGAGGGUUGUGGACUUACUAAUGAGGUCGAUUCUCCUCCUUCCUUCAAACCAAAGAUCGCGAUAGAGCGUUGUGAGGAAAAGGGAUACUCAGUUGUGAGUGUCCGCUGUAAAGAUCGUGCGAAACUGAUGUUUGACAUUGUGUGCACACUCACAGAUAUGCAAUAUGUUGUUUUCCAUGCGACUAUCUCAUCAGAUGCUCCUUAUGCUUCACAGGAGUAUUAUAUUCGUCACAUGGAUGGUUGUACACUUGAUACGGAAGGAGAAAAGGAAAGGGUCGUCAAAUGUAUAGAAGCCGCAAUUCAGAGAAGAGUAAGCGAGGGUCUAAGACUGGAGCUUUGCGCAAAAGAUAGAGUAGGCUUGUUAUCGGAAGUAACGAGGAUUCUGAGAGAGAAUGGGCUGUCAGUUUCAAGAGCAGGAGUCUCAACCGUUGGGGAACAAGCAGUGAAUGUCUUCUUCGUGAGAGACGCAUCAGGAAACCCGGUGGAUAUGAAGACAAUCGAAGCGCUUCGUAAAGAAAUCGGGCACACAAUGAUGCUGAGUGUGAAGAAGGUCCCAACAAGUUCCAAGGCACCUGAGGCUAGUGGGUGGGCCAAGACAAGCUUCUUCUUCGGAAACUUGUUGGAGAAAUUUUUGGCUUGAACUGAUGAUGAUGUCCUUUUAACGAGUGUUAAGAAGAUAUUGGAAGUGUACAGAAUAAAUGUAACAAAACUGUUCAGGAUCUUGUCUGGGCAGGGCUUGUCUAAUUGCAAUACUCAUGUAAACACGUACAUGUUGUGGUUGUAACUUGUAACUUAUGCUGC
Messenger RNA from Morus notabilis, 1716 nucleotides. RefSeq names its product ACT domain-containing protein ACR3. The record is from RefSeq and is a predicted model, not a curated record. The coding region runs from base 212 to 1555 and encodes 447 amino acids. The transcript has 9 exons. NCBI's taxonomy places the organism in Eukaryota, Viridiplantae, Streptophyta, Magnoliopsida, Rosales, Moraceae.